ACCGCCCGCACGUAGCGGAAGGCAUUGUACGCGUGACGUUGCUCCUGCUCUUGUUUUGGCAGUUUGUUUCGAUAUUCACGGAUUGUCAGUCCACCAAGAAGACCUUUCACACUGCUCGUCCCACACGAAGCUGCGAUGGUAUUGAUUGAGCAGUGACUCUGUCUGGGCUGAUUCAGGGAGCUGGCAAGUGUAGUUUCACAAUGGCAGAUGGAGGCAGCGAUGACGAUGUCAUUCACCUGGCAAGCUUCAACGUCCACCGCAGCCAAGGCUCCCGCACGCGUAAGAGGGAGCUCAUCACCAUUUCUGAUGACUCUGAUGAGGAGCCUGUGACUCUGGUACCUGGCAGCCCUGUUUUAGUCCCAGACGACGCAGAUGAUGACGACAUCAGCAUACUGGAGCCACUGACUCCAGCACGCAGACAUGUGAUUCGCCCAGCAGCUAAAUGGAGCGGGGCCUCGCACAACCCAAUUCAAGUUGUGGAUCAUAGUAGCGCAACUUCUGGGGUUCCCACAGGGGACCCUGGUUCAGCCCCCUCUACCUCUAGAGAUGCCAAGGCCAACUCCUCCGCAGUAAGGCCAGCCAUACGAACACCAGUGCAGUAUAGCAGUCCCGGACACACACAGCCACACCCUGGCUCUUCAUCACACACACUGUCUCAGCCAAAAGUUACCACAAACUCACAGCAACAGGACGGUACGUCAGCACAUAUAAAAGUGGAGCUCCAUGCAGUUUCUUCUUCCCAAACCCCAUCUACCUCCACAAAUGCCAAGGCUAGCGCCACUACAUCCAGAGCACCUUUACAAGUACUUUUUCAGCCUCAGCCCAGCACAUCUGGACUCGUACAGCCACACGCUGGCUCUUCAGCACAUGUAAUGGUGGAUCCCCAGCCGAGAACCUCUACCAGUGCCACACACUAUUCUUGCGCGGUUGCAAGUUCUUCUACAAAGACUCAAGAAAAGGCUAGUACAAGUACUCAUUCGCAAGACAAUCCUCAGGCCAGUACGUCAACCGCACACUCUCACACACAGACGCAGUCUCAGCCCGAUACAUCCACGCAGCCCCAGUCCACGACCACCCUACAGCCCCACCUCAUCCAGGUAAAGGAGGUGAAACUAGUUGUUCUUCCCCAGCAGCCGAGCAUCCAAGCCUCUGCUCUAAUAACUCAACCCCAGCUACAGCUCAGGCCCCUGCUGCAGCCUGCCUUGCUCAAUCGCAUGCAGGGCAAUCUCAUUCAGAUUGAACCACAGCCCCUCGCCCAGGCCCCGGCCCAGCCCCAGGUCCAGGCCCCUCAGCCCCCUCAGGUGAUACCGGUGAUCCCCCCUGCGGUGCUAAUAGCUGCAGCCCCAGAGAGACUAGGACCUCCAGAGGCAGGUCACCGGAUCAUCCUGGGGAGCCAGGCGCCCGGGGAGGCUGUCCCCAAUCCUCUGCCACAGGCCGGCGCCUCCAGGGUGCCUAAUGUAAACGCUAACCAUCACGCUCCUCCAGCCCCCACAGCGUCAGUCCCCCACCACGGAGGAGAGGCUCGUCUCAUUCUGCCUCCAGCUCCAAACGCAGAAAGGGUUAACCAAGCCCCCGGUGUGGUCACCGUUCCUCCUGCACCUGAGGACAUUCCCCAGAUAGAGGACGCAAGGCCGGGUCCCUCAGCACCCCGAGAGAGAGUGGAGCAGCAGCCCCUCAUUAGAACCCUUAUCGCUGGUGUUUUGGAUCUAUUCCCAGAUAUCCAAGAAGCCUAUGUAGCAGAACUGAUCCAAAAAAAUAAUGUGAAAGACUUGAAUGUUAUCUGUAACCUGCUGUUGGAGAACCCCGAUUAUCCAAGGAGGGAGACUGCAGCAGCCACAGCAGCUCCAACCAGCAUCCUACUGGAGUCUGGAGACACCCAGACAGAGGUGACUGAGGACCUGUUUGACUAUGCCAAACUGGGCACAGUGGGACCGGAGGCUGUGAUGCAGGCUGCCGACUUGCUCAUGGCGGAUUUCAGGAUGCUCAGUUGUCAGGACAUCAAAUGGGCCCUCAAUGCUCUGAAGGGACACUAUGCAAUCACACGCAAGGCCUUAUGCGAAGCUCUGAAGAAGUGGCAAGAUUCAGGCGACCCCUCAGGAAAGAGACGACGGAGCAGAGCCUCCUCUGAGCGCUGCUACAUUGAUUUCCAUUUUGAGCAUGGAUCAGUGAAGUUUGACAAGAGGAUGUAUUUCUUGGAGAAUGACCGUCGUUACUGCAGAACAUACAACAAUCUGGAGGCUUCUCUGCAAAAGGAGCUUACAUUUUAUCAGCAGAAGGCCAAGGAAUGGGCAGAGCAUGAGGACUUCCUCUUGGCUCUGCAGGUCAAUGAGGAUGAAUACAAGAAGGACGGCCAGCUGAUUGAGUGUGGCUGCUGCUACGGGGAGUUUGCGUUCGAGAAGAUGACGCAGUGUUCAGAUGGCCACCUGUUCUGUAAAGAGUGCCUGGUCAAAUACGCUCAGGAGGCAGUAUUUGGCUCUGGAAAGUCGGAGCUGAGCUGCAUGGAGGGGGGCUGCCCGUGCUCCUACCCAGUGUGUGAGCUGGAGAAGGUCCUACCAGAGAACAUACUGUGUAAAUAUUAUGAGAGACAGGCGGAGGAGGCAGUCGCUGCCACCUGUGCUGACGAACUUGUGCGGUGUCCAUUUUGCAACUUCCCAGCCUUGCUGGACAAAGACAUGUCUCUGUUUAGCUGUCCCAACCCUCGGUGCCGCAAGGAGAGCUGUAGAAAGUGCCAUGUCCAGUGGAAGCAGCACGUUGGGAAGACGUGUGAGCAGGUCCUGGAGAGGGACGAGAUCCGCAUGAGGGUGCUCUUUGAGGAGCGUAUGACAGCAGCUCGGGUGAGGAAGUGUGUAAAGUGCGGGACGGGCCUGGUCAAGUCGGAGGGCUGCAACCGGAUGUCAUGCCGCUGCGGCAGCUUCAUGUGCUACCUCUGCAGAGAGCCCAUCACUGGCUACAACCACUUCUGCCAGCACGCCCGCUCUCCUGGCGCUCCCUGCCGCCACUGCCGCAAGUGCUCCCUCUGGACCGACCCCACGCAAGACGACGAGCGAAUCAUUCAGGAGAUCCAGAAGGAAGGAGAGGCAGAGCUGAAUAAGAAGUCUGCAGAUAAUUCAGGGAAGAGGGUCGGCCCUCCUCCGGAGCCCAUCACAGACACCAAGCGGCCACGUGUGGGUCCCCCCCUCGAAAACCCACCAAACCCGAACCCCCCGGUCCCUCCUCACCCACAGGCGGUACAAGCUCCCCUCUUCGUGCCUCCUCGUGCCCGCUACCCACCGGCUCCACCCCAGGGCAGGAUGUACCAGAUGAUCAUUCCCCGGCUGCCCCCGGCCCCCUACGUACCCCCUUUACAACACCUGCCCCCCUUGAACAAUAACAACAACAACAACAACCACCCUCAUCACCACAACCCUCCCGUCAACCCUCAUCACCACAACAUGGACGUCAUGGACCUGCCGAUGCACUACGGACCCCCGCACCGCUACUACAGACGUUUCUAACACACACACUCUGUGACGAGUGUGUCAGUCCUGGUGCAAUCAGCUCAUCCUCGGACAUACACACACACACACACACACACACUCACUACAGUCAUACUUUUCCUUUCAGUGCUGUUUUUGAGAUCUGAUUUUAUUUUUCAUCUCUUUCAGAGUGUAUCACAUUUUUCUAUGUGUUCUCUUCAUCCGUUUUCAUAACUCAUGUGUCUCGUGCAGGUUUCAUUUUCAGAUAAUAAAACACACUGAAAUGAUUAGUACAUCUGUAGAAAGACGCAUCCGGACACUUUGCCUUCUCCCGCUGAACUUUGGACUUCAACAAUGAAGCGGAUCCCCAUGUUACAUGUUCCUUUUUUUCAUGUUUUCCUGUUUGAAUAUUGGGGUUGAACUGAUGAACAGUUUAGAAUCUUGAGACAAUUUAUUUCCAGUUUAUACAGAUAUUUUUGAGUACAUAAUUGAAAAAAAAAAGUUAGCAUUCCCUUCUGUAUCUUUUGUGUAUUGUGUGAGGCCACACAGUUUUCUAAUAAAGUUUUCUGUUGACA
Molecule: messenger RNA, 4030 nt
Organism: Morone saxatilis (striped sea-bass)
Lineage: Eukaryota; Metazoa; Chordata; Actinopteri; Moronidae
Gene: rnf216
Product: ring finger protein 216
Exons: 17
Coding region: 201-3494 (1097 amino acids)
Molecular function (GO): zinc ion binding
Source: RefSeq, a predicted model, not a curated record